AUGGAGAAUUUCUCAUUGUUCUACUCAAGCGAGGAAGACGCUUUGUUGAGCUAUGCUGAUAUUAGGAAUUUCCAGGUCGUCUGGAAUAUGGUAGACCGCGAGCAGAAACGAUCAAUUCCGGUUGGAAGAGUGAAAUUUUUAUUGCGUCUGCUAAAGGGACGUCUCGAAGUGGAUCCUGAAAAAGACCGUAUUCUUUUCAAGCACAUGUGUUAUGAAAUGGAUAAAUUGCACAACGGUGAUGACGUUUCCUUCCACGACGUUCUAUACAUGCUUUCGUAUCGUUCGGUAGACAUACGAAAAUCACUGCAGCUAGAAGAGCUACUACAGCGAGAGGAACUAGAGUUCAUCAUAGAGGAAGAAGUUGCAAAACAAACAAUUCGAACGUGGUUGGAGAACUGCUUGCGACGGAUACGCAAUCCACAAACGCAAAAAGAUUCAUUCCCAGAUAUUACCAAAUAUCCGCAUCCGGGAGCAACAGGUAUCUAA
Cylicostephanus goldi is the source of this 486-nucleotide messenger RNA. NCBI's taxonomy places the organism in Eukaryota, Metazoa, Nematoda, Chromadorea, Rhabditida, Strongylidae. The record is from the annotation of a GenBank genome assembly.